Molecule: messenger RNA, 1876 nt
Organism: Cololabis saira (Pacific saury)
Lineage: Eukaryota; Metazoa; Chordata; Actinopteri; Beloniformes; Belonidae
Product: cytosolic 5'-nucleotidase 3-like
Exons: 9
Coding region: 142-1011 (289 amino acids)
Cellular component (GO): cytoplasm
Molecular function (GO): magnesium ion binding; 5'-nucleotidase activity
Source: RefSeq, a predicted model, not a curated record
ACUUGAUCACCAUUAACGCCUGAUGUUUACGCUACUUUUGAAAUUUCCGACACUUUCGCCGGUUCGUGAACGCAUCCAUGACGCCAGUGUGACCGCAGCGUGCCUGCACGAAAAACAGCAGCGACCAAAAAUACAGACAAAAUGAUUCCAGAGCUGUCCAACCCCGCCGUGUGCAUGAAAGACCCCCAGAGGGUGCAAGAGAUCCUGCAGGCCAUCGUGAAGGCUGGAUCCAACACCCUGCAGGUGAUCUCAGACUUUGAUAUGACUCUCACAAGAUUUUCGUACAAUGGGAAAAGGUGCCCGACCUGUCACAAUAUACUUGAUAACAGCAAAAUCAUCUCUGAUGACUGCAAACAAAAGCUGGACCAUCUUCUUAAGACUUACUACCCCAUAGAGAUCGAUUCUGCACGAUCCGUGGAGGAGAAGCUGCCUCUAAUGGUGGAGUGGUGGACCAAAGCUCACAAGCUCCUAGUAGAGCAGAAGAUCAGGAAAGACCUGCUGGCCACAGCAGUGCGCGAGUCUGAAGCCAUGCUGAGGGACGGCUACCAGCUCUUCUUCGACCACCUGCAUGAGCACAGCAUCCCUCUGCUCAUCUUCUCUGCUGGAAUAGGAGACAUCCUGGAAGAGGUGAUACGGCAGGCAGGCGUCUUCCACCCCAACGUCAACGUCUUCUCCAACUACAUGGAUUUUGAUGAGUCCGGAGCUUUGAAAGCUUUCAAGGGAGAGUUGAUUCACAUCUACAAUAAAAGGGAAGGCGCGCUGCUCAACACGGGCCAUUUCCAGGAGCUACGGACACGGCCCAACGUGCUGCUGCUGGGAGACUCUCUGGGGGAUCUGACCAUGGCUGACGGCGUCCAGGAUAUGGAGAACAUACUCAAAAUUGGGUUCCUCAAUGACAAGGUGGAGGAGAGGAAGCAGAUGUACUUGGACUCGUAUGACAUAGUGUUGAUAAAGGAUGAAACCUUGGAAGUCCCCAACGCCGUACUCCAUCAUCUCACUGGGAAUAAAUGAACUGUAAAUUGUCUGCUGUCCUUAAGACGGCGAGCUGAGGAGGGACCUGCUCAGAGAGCUCAGCUAGGAAUGUUACUUGUUACUUGUUACUUUUGUUUUCCCAAAACACACCUGAACGUGUCUGUGUCAGACUCUGCCAGCCGGUACCCGAGCUCAUCUCACACCACCCGUAUCGCCUCUGUCUACGGGCUCUGAUAUCAUGGGACCACAGUCCUGUGUGACAGUCAAAUGUGUACCGUCUUACACCAUUUGUAAAGGUUUUGUGUUCUUCUUUUCUUUUUUAUUCUUUAAGUUAGUUUUGUUGCAUGCUUCUGGUUUUCAUACAGGAUUUAAUGAUGGGAAGAUAAAACGGUUUAAAAAGGAGCACUUCACUUGGUAUUUGGGAUUUCCAACCACUUGCACACAGUAAAGCUCCUCUCCAGUGAAUUUUAACCUGAAAAAACCCCAUUCAUUUAAUCACACUGUAUUUUUUGGGACUUUAAAAAAAAAAAUUGAAUUGCUGAGAUUUGUACCAAUUGAUUUUUGCUUUCGUGGCUAUUUUGUUUUUUUUUGGUUAAAACAAACCUUUUCAUCAUGUUCCGAAUGUGGUUUCAUCUAUCUGCAAGACUAAUUGAAAAGGUACCAUUUACACAUACAGUGAAAAGGAAUCUGAUCCAUCUUCAUUUUAUUACAAAAGUUUAUUGCGUCUCACACCACAGUGAUACAUGUUUUUCUGUUAUGGAAAGUCUGUUAAAACUGACAUACUGUUAAGACCAGUGGUUUUUAAAUCGCGUGUAUUGAGGGUGGGAGUUUUGAAUAAAAAAACAAAACAAAAAAACGUUAUUUGAAUUAUUUAUGAAUGAAAUAUUCUGCAAGUUAGAAAUUA